UCACACCUCGAAAGCUCUUUCCUUUCGUGAUAGCUUCCAUUGAAUUCCAACCUCGUGUGAAUUUCCGGGUUUGCAUUAUUUCACUCACCUUUCCAUCUCAAACAGAAUAGUACCCCAGGUGUACCAGCACAAAAUGACGGAACUACGUCCCCUUCGCGGUGGUUGCCAGUGCGGCCGCAACUGUUACAUCAUCGCUAUCCCUCAGGAUGGCUUUGACAGGUGCCAGGUUCACUUCAACACCGAACCAGAGCACCAGAUACCGCUUGCGACGCCCUUGGCCGCCUACAUCCGUGUGCCGCUCGAGUGGUACCAUUCGACUACAAACUCAUUCUUCCCCGAUGAGACUCACGCACUUAUCCGUCGUGUAUACACACACCCAACUCAGAGUCACGCGAAACGCCAAUUCUGCGGGUACUGUGGCACGCCUCUAAGCUAUUGGUCCGAGAAGCCGUCAACGGAGGCAGACUUUAUCAACUUGACCAUUGGGAGCUUGCUGAGGGAGGACUUGGGUGAUCUGGAGGACAUGGGUCUCAUCCCAGGGACACCCGAGGAGACGGAGAACCAAGAGGGUAAGAAGACCGAGGACAUGACCAGCGACGUCGAGCGACUGGGCACGAGGAGCGUCCUCCGCGAGUCCUAUGGCGUGCCGUGGUUCGACAGCCUCGUCGAGGGUACUAGGCUUGGCAACAUGCGCACCAACCGAGGCAUUGAGCGUUCUCACGAUGGCCGAGUCAAAAUAGAAUGGGAAGUUCGCGAAUACCACGACGACGGUGACGAGGACACGGACAUGUCCAGCACCGGGGCUUCUGCAGGAGGCGUGCCUUCUAAGAGGAAACACUCGGACGCAGGAGCCGCCGGCACGGGGCCAGCGGCGUGAGACUGACUGGCUUGCGAUGACGUUUCAGUGUCGGAGGACGGGCCCGGCGGCGUGUGAACGAGGGACGUGGGAAAAGAAAACAGAGUUGUCUCUGCGGAAGCGCGGAGCGGGCGUUUAUUGAUGAGGCGAUGCUUAAUUAAGAGGUCAGGCAGAUUCCGACAUGCAUACGACGACGGGUUACGAUCAUACGACAUAGGGGGACGGCCGGCCAUAGAAAGAAAGGAUUGACAUGAAACGCAUCUAGGACAGGCGUCGGAGAAAUUGAUUGAAUUGAAUGCAUUUCUGAGGCAA
This is a messenger RNA of Emericellopsis atlantica, 1168 nucleotides long. RefSeq lists its product as uncharacterized. Lineage: Eukaryota; Fungi; Ascomycota; Sordariomycetes; Hypocreales; Bionectriaceae. The record is from RefSeq and is a predicted model, not a curated record. The transcript has 2 exons. The coding region runs from base 134 to 877 and encodes 247 amino acids.